AUGCCCAUGACCGAAACAAGCCCAGAAAAUGCAGACCUAGCUCAGCAAGAAGUGACGCUUAAGAAAAGUGACAGCGCAAAUGGCGCAAAUGGACACGACAUUGAAGUGACGAAGGAUAACCAUGUCAAAAGUAAUGGUGAAUCAACAGAGAAUAAAGAAACCUCCACGAAACCACAAAGAAAAAGAUUAACCCUUCAAGAAAGAUUGGCACAAGCUGCAAAGGGGAAAAAGAAGCCAGGAGCGAAAUCGGGGCUUGAAAGUGAACAGACGCGAUCACAAGAUCAAACACCUUCGCCUGUAAUAUCGCCUCAAGCUACAGGCAGCCAAGAAGCUGGCAUCAAUGAGAUCGCACACAAGGCGGAAAUUGAAGCGCUAAGACAGGAAAUUGCAAGUCUCAAACAAUCAAAACCGGAUCCAUUCAACAAAGAACGUAGUGGAUUGUUGGAGAAAAUCAAGACUAAGGAUGAGACGAUUGCUCAAUUGCUAAAAGAAGGUGAGGCAUUGUCGCUCAAAGAGCUCAAAUUGAAUGAAAGUAUAAAAAAGCUCAAGAUAGCUAAUCAAACUUUGGAAGAGGAUAUGGCGGAAUUUGCUAAAAAGCACGAUACGGCGCUAGUGUCUUCCCAGGAGCUUCAGGAUUUUUUGAAAUCGAAGAAGCUUAAAAGCGUGGAUCAGCUCAUCAGUAAGUUUUCAGAACUAGAUCAAGAACUAAAUGAAAAAAGAGGUGAAGUUGAGAACUUGAAGCAAUGGGAGUCGAAGUACAUUGAGUUGUCGAAACAACAUCAAGAGCUCACAUCAACAAGAAAAGAUUUGACUAAGGAGGUAAACUCCGUCAAGGUGGAGCAUGAAAUGGCCAAGAAACAAUUUGAGCUAGAUCUUGAAUCGAAACAGGAGAUAAUUGCAUCACAAAAGGAUGAGCUAUCCAAGGCUAAACAAAACUACUCCCACGAGAUUGCCCGAUUAGAAGAAAAAAUUGAGUCACUACGAUUAAACUAUGAAGCUCCCGCGGUGCCACAUACCGAUGAUAAGAUUGAUUUUGACGAUUACAAAAAAUUAUCAGAUGCUCAUCAUGUGUUGCAAAGACUGUAUUUGUCAUCUCAAGAAAACUGGAAAUUACUUGAAUCCAAUCUUUCGCUAAAAGUGGACACAUUGACGUCCACAUUGGAUGCUGCCAAAAGGGCAAAACACAAGUUGGGCAAUGAUUUGAUCAAAGCCAAUGCAGCUUUGCAAUCGCAAUCGAAUGAGAUCAAGAGUUUGCAAGCUGAAAAGAAAACAUUGCAGGAGCAAAUCAAUGAAUUACAAUUAUCUGUGAAAUUAAAAGAUGACGAUAUGCAUGUCAUAAAUGAGAAACUAGAGAGAUUGCAAGCCGUAUACACACAGGAGAGAACUAAUCUCAACAUCAAGAUUACUAGCCUAAAUGAAACUAUUGAGUCCCUCAAAGAGCAACAAAGAGAACAGGAGUCGGGUACCAAAUUGAACCGAGACAAUUCCAUUGGGUCGGACUUAAGCUGGAACGAAAUUCGACUUGGUGAGUCAUCCAAUACCCCUGGACUAAAUAAAGGGUUUGGCAUGUUUCUGAAUCGGUCUCUGGCAUCAUUUACUGAAAUUGGCGAGGGGGAAUGUGAAGGUGAUGCCGACCUUCUGGAACGCGAGUCAUAUCUAACACCCAGCUUCGCCUAUAAUGCAAAUGGCGUCAAUGGAAGUACAAGUGGCUUAGGUGUGCCAACGUCGAUAAAUACGGGGAACAAUUUACAAUUGAUCCACAAAAUGAGUUCGAAUAUUAGGCGAUUGGAAAUUGAAUUAAACACAUUGAAGGAUGAGUAUGAGAAAUUGUUGGAUGUCAAAGAAGCAAGGGAGCAAGAGUUGCUCGAAUCCAUUAAAGCUAAUGAACAAGUGCACGAAUUGAAAUUAAAAGUUGAAGAACUAGAGCGAGAAAUUGAGGAGAAAGAGGCGAAAGAACAAACUAUGUUGGAGUUGAUUGGUGAAAAAUCGGAACAGGUGGAAGAGUUGAAAGCGGAUGUUGUCGACUUGAAGGAUUUGUGUCGAAGUCAAGUACAACAGAUGGUGGAGAUGAAGGGGUUGUAG
Lodderomyces theae is the source of this 2082-nucleotide messenger RNA. RefSeq lists its product as uncharacterized. The transcript has a single exon. The coding region runs from base 1 to 2082 and encodes 693 amino acids. NCBI's taxonomy places the organism in Eukaryota, Fungi, Ascomycota, Pichiomycetes, Serinales, Debaryomycetaceae. The record is from RefSeq and is a predicted model, not a curated record. Gene Ontology annotation, cellular component: Golgi apparatus; endoplasmic reticulum.